Porites evermanni is the source of this 3019-nucleotide messenger RNA. NCBI's taxonomy places the organism in Eukaryota, Metazoa, Cnidaria, Anthozoa, Scleractinia, Poritidae. The record is from the annotation of a GenBank genome assembly.
UUACGAACUCACGGGCAUCAGUGUAAAGUCACGAGUCGCACAGAGCACGGCCUGGUCCUUUUUGAUCAUGUGUACAAGUCGUUUACAGUACCUCGACUCGCCGCCUGUUACAGCGCGUGUAAUAUCGAGCCUUCUUGCCAGAGUUUGAACUACAAGCUUGCUGACAAGAUUUGCCAGUUUAAUAAUCAAACGCGGCGUUCCAAACCCGAAAAACUGAAGUUCGACGAGAGCUUCAUUUUCGCUGAGAAUCCAGAUCGUGGUACGUUUUUCUUUUUUCUCCAACUUUCUAGUACUAGAUGUCUUCAUUUUCUUUGCCUAAUAUUUGCGUUCAAUCUUAGCUAUGUUCGGAUCUUCCGUAAAUGCUGCUAAGUCUUGCCAACAUAUUUUGGAGGUAGGAGAUUCAAUGGGAAAUGGAGAAUACUGGAUCGACCCAGAAGGGAAUGACAAUCCAUUUAAGGUGUUUUGUGAUAUGAACACCGAUGGAGGUGGGUCUGUGAUAAUUUGUUUCCUUACCCUAUCUAGUACUUGUUGGUAUUUAUGUUUGAUUGUUUUGUUCUUUUCUGUUUUUUUUUCAUUAUUGUUAUUAUUGUAAAGUCUAUAUUUUCUUGACUUCGAUGACUAAAGGGUUAGACCAGAGCAUCAAAACUUGGUAAAGAAAUAUAUGUUCAUGGAAGUUUUGGGUAAAAAGUAUAGAAUAAUUAGCACGAUUUGUUUCCCAUUUUAAAUCACAUUAUUCCACCCACAAAAAUACAAUCGCCAUUUUAUUAUUGAGAAUAAGGUCUUCUCGUUGUCCCCUUUAUUUUAGUGAAGCUUCCGUUCUUCUUUUUGGCCUCAGUUUUUGUUGCAGUUGAUGUUUGUUUGUUUGUUUGUAUCCUUUUUUUUGUGGAACGCCGUUAAUUCUACCAUUGUUGAGCCACGAACUUCUGGUCCUAUUGACGGGUGGUUGUAUAGAUGGUUUUCACUGUGACGUCAUCAAAUUGUUAAGUCGAAAUAGCGAGGUUUUACGAAUUCUUAUUUACACCAGGUUGAAGAUAAACAAAAAGUAAAUCUUUGUACAAGUUUCCAUUCCCGUAGCAUGUUUCAUUUCGAAAAUACAGCAAUUUGAACUUCGAGUUUUCACAGUGCGUGACACCAAAAUAGGAAUGCUGUCUCGCUGAAAAAAAAGUCUCUCCUCUUGACUUUCAGCAAUAUAACCACUUCAAGUAUUAGAAGAUAUGUUUAUGCGAACGCACGCUAGUUCUCGAGUGAAAAGAAAGAGUUUUCAUAGAAAAAGUAAACUCCAGAUGUUUUUGUUGAUUUCCAGCGGCCAUAUAUAUUGGUGCACCGAAACGGUGCACCAAUAUGGCGUCUCCAUAUACAAAGCUCUACAAAGGUGCGUGAAACGUUUCGCCAAAUAACUCAGAAACUGUGGGUCACAAAGACCUGAGACUUGGCGAAAUUGUUUAUAUAUUAGUCUUUUAGAACAUUUCAUUUUCUUGGUUUCUUCCACAGGACGGUUUCCAAUUUAUUUUUUUGUUGCGUGACAGUGAAAACGAUCUAUUAGCGUGGUGUCAGAUAAGAAAAUGACUACGUUUAUGUCAGAAAAAUGUGGUCUUUAUGAAAAGGUGGCUAUGAAAGGGUGUGUUUGUGUUCUUGGUAUAUACGAAAAAAAAAAACGGUUGUGGUUUUGUGAUAUCCGUAAUAACGAAUAACCAAGGUUUCGGUAAGUGUUAUGACUCCUUGAUUAUCCAGUAUACUACAAAAACCGAAUGUGAUGUUUUGAAGAAAAUAACUGCAAACACACCGUCCCACGGAACAAGUAUUUUGACAUCGCUCAUGAAAAUCAUGCGCAACCUACAGAUAAGUCCAAUUACAGUCUAACCUCUCCUAACGGACACCUCUAUAAUACGGACACCUCUGUAUUACGGACAGUUCGUUUGGUCCCAGAAAUGCCAAAAAUCAUGCAUUCCCUACCUCUAUAAUACGGACACCUCUGUGAAGCGGACACUGGGUUCUGUCCCUUUGAUGUCCGUAUUAAGGAGGUUUGACUGUAUUAUACACUGAACUCACCAUCUGCCUCCUCUUUGGCUAAAAGCCUACGGCUAAUUUUGGAAAUCAGCACAACCUACAGUUUAGUUAGUUAUCUGCUGCAUCAGUUUAUGUUCCUUGCGAGGGAGUGUUUGUGGUUAUUUUCUUCAAAACAAUGCAUUGUAUAAUAAAAAAAAAUUAUUAGAUUCGGGUUUUGGUUAUAUCGUAAAUAAUCAAGGUCUCGGUAAGUGUUAUCAGCCUCGGCUUUCGGCUCGGCUGAUAACACUUACCUCGACCUUUAUUAUUCUAGAUAUCAUAGAAACCACAUCCAAUAAUUGUUUAUUAUCUGCAAACACAUAACUAACUAACUUGUAGGAUAUAUGUUAAUUUCCAAACUUAACUGUAGGCUUCUUGCUAAUGAGACGACAGGAAGUGAGUACAAUUUAUAAUAAUUAAUGUAAUGUCCUUUUUUAUUAUUAUUAUUAUUUUAGGUGGUUGGCUUAUGGUUGCAAACUUUGUUAUUGAAGACCCUUCUUCCCUGCCAAGCUGGCAGGCCGAAUCUACUUACCGAGGAAUCAGUCACUAUGACAACAACCAUAUGGGGAUCGAGGCGAACGCAAUGAAUCAGUUAAGAGCGCAUUUGCGAUUUAAUGAGCUUCGAUUUCAUUGCAGUAAAAACGGCAGAAGGACAUUCCAUGUGAAAACAACUAUCGACGGUAAAGGAGAAGCGGUGGUAAGUUACUUCAGUACUCAAAUUAACAUCUUACCAGCGUCGUGCAAUUCUUACGUUCGCCUCGAAGGAGAUAGUUCCGAACUAGCUUCACGCUGUGCUGAUUGGGCAAAUGGCGGAAAAUGGGGUCAUUCAAGGGAUAAUGGACAGCUGCGCCUAUUAAACUACGUGGCUUAUAUCCCAAAUCAGCAUCACUGGUUUGUCGGCAUGUGGCUAUGUGAUGACGAUGACUCAGAUUCUAUCUUGUCCCGUGGGGAUUUCUGGAAGGUCUAUGUCCGCUGA